This is a messenger RNA of Funneliformis mosseae, 252 nucleotides long. The record is from the annotation of a GenBank genome assembly. Lineage: Eukaryota; Fungi; Glomeromycota; Glomeromycetes; Glomerales; Glomeraceae.
AAAAGUUGGGAAGGAUCUGCUUCGUCUAGAUUACUGGCUGAUGUUCAUUAUUUUAUCGAAUGGGUGGACUCUCAGUCUUCAACAGAUUUUUAUCAAAUGGAAAGAGCUUUGAAAAAUGGCGAGAUCCAUACACUUACAUCAUCAGUUUGGACGGUUAUUCGUAAUCAAAGGAGGUCUUCGUGCCCUUGGUAUCACUCGUACUUAAAUGUGAAUGGUGUUGGCGAGAAAAUUUUUAUGAAAAAAUUAGCAUAA